AUGAUGGAUGAAAAGAACAGUCUUCCGCCGUACAGCGCCGUCGCGGCACCAGCCGGCCGCUGGUCGCGGCUGCGCGGACGGCACGGCUCACCGCGUCGGCGUCGCGCCUUUAAGCUCUUCGGCCUCGCGUGUCUGGCGCUGCUCGUCGUCGCGCAGUGGAAGCAGCUCUGGCGCUCCGACGCGCGCGCCCCGCGGCUCUCGCAGGUGAAGCUCAACGAGGAUCUCGCGACGUGCAAGCGGCUGCGGCACAAGCCCAAGGACCCAAUUGGCCUCGGCCGUGACAGGAACGCUCGCUACAUCGACGGCGCGAAGCCGACGCUCAUCAAGAACGCCACGAUCUGGGUCGGUGAGCCCGUUAAGGGUACCAGUGACGAGGAUGCUAGGGCCGGCAAGGGCUGGGAGUGGACGACGGGCGAUGUCCUGCUCGAGAACGGCCUCAUCACGCGCGUCGAGACGCACAUUGACGCGCGCCACCUCUCCAAGGACACGCUCGUGUACGACGCCGCGGGAAGGCAGCUCACGAGCGGCAUCAUCGACAUGCACAGCCACACGGGCGUCUACUCCCUGCCUACACUCAACGGAAACUCGGACGGCAAUGAAAUGUCGGACAACAUCACUCCCUGGGCACGCGCCAUCGACGCCAUCUACCCCUUUGACCCUCAAAUUCAGGUCAUCAAGUCGGGCGGCGUCACCACGUCGCUUGUGCUGCCAGGCUCCGGCAACAACAUGGGUGGCGAGGCCUACCUCGUCAAGCACGCGGUCGGUCAUCGUGAUGGCCGCAGCGAGAUCAGCGCUGCCGACAUGCUCGCCGAUCCGGACCGCACCUGGCGCUACAUGAAGAUGGCGUGCGGCGAGAACGCCAAGAACGUUCACGGCGGCAUCGGGAAGCGGCCCUUUAGUCGCAUGGGCGAGAGCUAUGAUUUCCGCCACGCUUUUGAACGGGCAAGGGAGCUGAUCCGGCGGCAAGACGACUGGUGUGACAAGGCCGAGGCUGUGGGUGUCGAGAGCAUGGACGAGUAUCUGCCACAAGAGAUAUUCUGGGAGUCGCUGGGGGCGGCCCUGCGCGGACAGGUGCACAUCAACACGCACUGUUACACGGUCCCCGAUCUGGAGGCCAUGGUCGACCACACCAACGAGUUUCAGUUUCCCGUCAGGGCCUUUCACCACGCGCACCAGACGUAUCUCGUGCCAGAGAUCCUGAAACGCACCUGGGGCGGCCGAACACCGUCCUCGGCCAUCUUCGCCGACAACAUGUACUACAAGAUGGAAGCGUACGUCGGCUCCGAAUACGCGGGCAAGCAUCUGUACGACGCCGGCCUGACAACCGUCUACGUGAGCGACAACCCCGUGCUCAACGCCCAGCACGUGCUUUUCGAGGCCGCAAAGGGCUACCGCUAUGGCUUGCCCUACCACGCGGCCCUGGCGGCGGUGACGACGGCUCCGGCCGAUGACCUCGGCAUGGGCCAGCGUCUCGGAAAGAUCAAGCCGGGAUUUGACGCCGACGUAGUCGUUUGGGACAGUGAUCCGCUGAGCGUGGGUGCCGCGCCUGUGCAGGUCUGGAUCGACGGCACGGCGCAGUUUGAAGACCCCGUCGAGCUUCCCAAGUCGCGAGACGGACCCAUCGUGCCAGACGAGGCGCUGGCUACCAUUAUCGAGGAGCCGACGACGUUUGCCGAUGCCCUGUUUACGGGCGUGACAAAGGUGCUCUUGGCGAAUGGCGAGGACGAGAAGGCAGCUUCGGAUGGCAUGCCCGUCAACGUGGUAGUCUCCAAAGGCAACAUCGCCUGCAUCGGCGUUUGCGAAUCCGAGUUCUCCGCCGCCACCGCCGCCGGCGUCAAGCCCGUGGCGCUCAAGCACGGCUACCUGACGCACGCCUUCACGGGCGUGGCGGGCACGCUGGGCCUCAACGAGAUCGACGCCGAGAGCGCGACAGACAACGGCGACAACCCGUACAAGUUCACGCGGGCCGUCGACGGGCUCCAGCUGGGCGGCAAGAAGCUGCACGCGGGCGCCAAGUACGGCGUGACGCGGGCCAUUUCCGCGCCCAAGUUCACCGGCCAGCAGUCGCACCACGGCACGAGCGUCGGCUUCGUCACCACGGCGGCGACGAGCCUCGAGCGCGGCGCCGUGUUUGCGGAGGACGUGGCGGUGCAUUACACGCUGGACCUGGGCGUGCGCGGGCAGGACAGCUACUCGGGUGCGUUUGGGGAGCUGCGCACGAAGCUCAUGGAUGCGGCGAGGGCGAAGCGCGACCCUACGGACUCGUACUCAGAGUUUGCGUACCUGCGCAAGGUCGUCAAGGGGGACAUGGUGCUCGCCCUGACGAUCAACAGCGCCGACGGCAUCGCCACCGCGCUGCGCAUCAAGGCGCAGGUAGAGGGCGUUUUGAAGAACAACGACGACGACGACGGCGGCGAGCGACGCAUCAAGAUGGCCAUCAUCGGCGGCGCCGAGUCGCACCUCGUUGCCGCGGAAAUCGCAGCCGCGCACGUCGGCGUCAUCCUGCUCCCGCUGCAGCCCACGGCCGCGACGUGGGACACGCGCCGCACGCUGCCGGGCGCGCCGCUCACCAACGGCACGGCGGUGGACUGGCUGCUGGACGCGGGCGUCACGGUGGGCGUGGGCCUGCCCGAGGACUGGCGCGUGCGCGACCUGGGGCUCGAGGCGGGCACGGCGCUGCGCAACGGCGCGGGGAGGCUGAACGAGAGGGAGGCGCUGGCGCUGGUGGGGGCCAACAUUCAUAAGAUCUUGGGCGUGAAGGCGGAUGAUGAGGGCGCUGAGAGACGGCACUUUGUGUCUUUUCACUCAGUCUUCAAACAACAACCCCGAGCCGCCGGCGACAGCAGCCUCAUGGAACAGCCGGGCAGCGACAGCAGCGCCACCGAGGCCGGCCCAGACCUCCCCGCCGACACCACGAAUGCCGUCAAGCCGCGACGGCGAUGGACGCUCCGGCGGUGGCUCGACGAGCGCUUCGACUGGUCGUGGUUCACGUGCACGCAGUCGACGGGAGGCAUCGCCGUGCUGCUAUCCGAGUGCCCUCACCAGUUCCACGGCCUGCAGACCAUCGGCAUCGUCAUCUACGUGCUCAACCUGGCGCUGCUCGCGCUCUUCGCCUCGCUCAUGCUUCUGCGCUGGGCCACGACGCCGGCCACGCUGCGGCGCAGCUUCGUCGCCGCGCCGGAGUGCUUCUUCUACGGCUCCUUCUGGCUGUCGCUCGCGACGGUCAUCAUCGGCGCGCAGCGCUACGGCGUGCCGCACGCGGGCGCCUGGCUCGUCGUCGCGCUGCGCGUCUGCUUCUGGACGUACGCGGGCGUGGUGCUGCUCUCCGCGACGGUGCACUUCGUCGUCAUCUUCCGCUGCACGCCCGUCACGGCGCUGGGCAUCCACCCGGCGUGGUUCCUGCUCUUCUACAACGUCAUGCUCACGGGCACCGUCGCGGGCACGCUCGUCGAGACGCAGCCCCCCGCGCAGCGCCUGCCCAUGAUGGUCGCGGGCGUGGCGUACCAGGGCUUCGGCUGGCUGGGGUGCAUGCUGCUCCUGACGUGGCUGUUUGGCCACCUCAUGGAGAAGGGGUGGCCGGCGGCGAGCCGCACGCCGGGGCUGUUCAUCACGGUCGGCAGCGUGGGAUAUACCAUCGUGGCGCUCAUCGGGCUGGCGAGGGCCGCGCCCGAGGGGUAUGGGUACUUUGCGGAGCAUCCCUCGGCGCGGGAGGUGCUGCUCGUGCUGGCGACGUGGACGAGCGUCUUCAUGUGGUUGUUUGAGCUGUGGCUGUUUGCGCUGGCGCUGCUCAUUACGCUCGCGUCGAUGGCGAAGCGUGAGGAUGGGCGGUGGACGUGGCAGCUGAGCUUCAACAACACUUGGUGGGCCAUGAUUUUCCCCAAUGUCGGCUUCACGCUCUCGACGGUGUACCUGGGCCAGGAGCUGGGGAGCGAGGCGGUGCUGUGGGUGUCGACGGUCAUGACGGUGUUGGUGGUGGCGGCGUGGCUCAUGAACAUGGUUCUCAUGGUCAAGAGCGUGUACACGACCUUUUUCAGCCAAGCAGACGACAAGCUGCAAUAA
Purpureocillium lilacinum is the source of this 4059-nucleotide messenger RNA. Lineage: Eukaryota; Fungi; Ascomycota; Sordariomycetes; Hypocreales; Ophiocordycipitaceae. The record is from RefSeq and is a predicted model, not a curated record.